AUGACAGAUCCGUUAGUCGGCGAAAUGUCGCCAGCAGAAGCAGAAUCAGUCUACUUCAAUGAAUACCCUCCACCAAAGGCCCUUCCCAAGCAUGAAGCCCUGGCGCGCGCAUUCAUCAACCUCCACGUGGAGGAGAACAGACGAGUAGUCCUCGUCACAUCAGGAGGCACAACUGUCCCCCUAGAAGCUCAAACCGUGCGAUUCAUCGACAACUUCUCCGCCGGAACACGCGGUGCCACAUCCGCCGAGCUCUUUCUAGAGCAAGGCUACGCCGUAAUUUUCCUGCACCGCCAAUACAGUCUCCUCCCAUACUCGCGACACUACAGCCACUCAACAAACUGUUUCCUGGACUUCAUGGACGAAGCCCCGCCAUCCUCGGAAUCCUCAAGCUCAGGCAGCGACAACGGACCGAUCAUGGUACGCGACGAAUACCAAGACCAAAUGCGCAGUGUGCUCCGCAAAUACCGUUACGCAAAACAAAACAACCGCCUCCUCCUCCUACCCUUCACAACAGUCUCAGAAUACAUGUUCGAGCUGCGCUCACUCGCACAACUCAUGCGCCCGCUCGGCGCCAACGCGCUCUUCUACCUCGCCGCCGCAGUAAGCGACUUCUUUAUCCCGCGCAGCCGAAUGGCCGAACAUAAGAUUCAAUCCUCGGAAUUACCCGCCCACCUCCAAAACACCAAUGACGCCACCGUCGACUCGGAUGAAAUCUAUACCGGCGAAAACGAAGAAGAACCCUCCAACCGCAAGAAACUCGUCGUGAACCUGGACCCCGUACCGAAGUUCCUGCAUAGACUCGUGGACGGCUGGGCGCCGGAGGGGAGUAUGGUUGUCUCGUUUAAGCUCGAAACGGAUCCCUCAUUGCUUGUUUACAAGGCGCGAACUGCGCUGCAGCGGUAUUCGCAUCAUCUUGUUAUUGGUAACUUGCUCUCCACGCGCAAGUGGGAGGUUGUCUUUAUCACGCCUGAUGCGCCGUACGAGCGCUGGCUGCGGGUGCCGAAGUCCAGGCGUAGUAAAAGUAUUUCGGGUGUUGAGGAUCAGGUUGGGUUGGCGGAGGCUAAGAAGGGGAAUACUGCGCCUGCGGAGCAGGUUGAGAGGGAUGGUGUUCUUGAUGGGAGCCAUGAUGGGAUUGAGAUUGAGAGUCUUAUUAUUCCUGAGUUAAUUAAGCUGCAUGAUAAGAUGGUUGAGAAGAAGGGCCAGUCUGCUUGA
This is a messenger RNA of Penicillium antarcticum, 1212 nucleotides long. RefSeq names its product phosphopantothenate--cysteine ligase CAB2. Lineage: Eukaryota; Fungi; Ascomycota; Eurotiomycetes; Eurotiales; Aspergillaceae. The coding region runs from base 1 to 1212 and encodes 403 amino acids. Gene Ontology annotation, cellular component: cytoplasm; nucleus. The record is from RefSeq and is a predicted model, not a curated record. Gene Ontology annotation, molecular function: phosphopantothenate--cysteine ligase activity. The transcript has a single exon. Gene Ontology annotation, biological process: coenzyme A biosynthetic process.